AAAUUCAGUGGACAAAUGAAGGAGAAUUGGCAUUCACAAACUUAAAAAUGAUGCUACAAACAAAUGUGAUACUUGCCUUACCAGAUUAUCAACAACCAUUUACCUUAUGUGUUGAUGCUAAUCAAGGUUAUAUGAAAGCGGUAUUAACACAGCCGUUCGGGACAAAGGAAAGACCACUAGCAUUCUAUUCUAAAUGAUUAGAUGCAGUAGCAGCUGGUUUUCCAAAAUGUUUGCAAGCAUGUGCAGCUGCUGCAGAAGCAGUAAAAUUAUCAGCAGAAUUAGUGUUGUGUCACCCACUCACCCUGAAGGUGCCACAUUCAGUUUCAUUAGUUUUACUGCAGACACCGCUUCCGUUCCUCACACAUGCUAGACAUCUGACCUUAGUCUCACUCCUGCUUUCACAGUCAAACAUUACUAUACAGCGAUGUGGUCCUCUUAACCCUAGCACCCUUCUUCCGACAACGGAAGAUGGAGAGCCACAUUCGUGCAAAGCAGUUGUGGAAGAGCAAACAAAACCCAGAGCAGAUAUUUUACAGACCCCAAUAUCAGAUUCAAUGGUUGUUUAUGUAGAUGGAUCAGCAUCAAAAAAUGAUAUGGGAAAAAAUAAGGUCGGGUAUGCUGUAGUUGCGUCCACUGAAGUGUUAGAGGCCAAUGCACUCCCACCUGCUUGUUCAGCACAAGCGGCUGAACUCUAUUCUGUAAUUAGGGCAUGCGAGCUAUUCAAAAAUAAGUCACUUACUAUAUAUACUGAUAGUCAAUAUGUUCAUCACCAUGCAAGAGUGUGGAAAAAUAGAGGUUUUAAAACAUCGCAGGGAACGUCUCUAACUCACACAAACUUACUACUUAGAUUAUUAGAUGUUGUACAAUUACCGACUCGCCUUGCACUGUGCAAAUGUAAAGCACACCAAACCGAUGCUUCCACAAUAGCUAAAGGAAACAACUUUGCAGAUAAAACUGCCAAAGAAGCGGCACUGAAACAGCCCACCUUAUCAGUGGCAGACAUUCUUUUCAUAGAUAGUGAUGUGCUGUGUGAUGCACAGAUUCAUGCUCCUAAAACAGAAAUACAGAGUUGGAUCAAGAGAGGAGCAAUACAGCAAGGGAAAGUUUACUAUAUGAAUGACAAGCCUAUCCUACCAAAAAUUUAUACAAAACAGCUGCCUUAGUGAGCCAUGGAAAUACUCAUGUCUCAACAGGAGGGAUGGUACAUAUUAUCCAGCAAUACUUUUAUGCUAUAAAUUUUUCUGAUUAUGCAAAGCAAUUUUGUAGAACAUGCUUAAUUUGCUGUAAACAUAAUACACAGGGUAACAUGAGACCAAAACGUGGUCAGUUCCCUGUAGCUGAGUACCCGUUUCAAGUUGUACAUAUGGAUUUUAUUGAAUUAUCUUGGUCACAAGGGAAGAAGUACUGUCUAGUCAUUAUAGACACCUUUUCUACGUGGGUAGAAAUAUACCCUGUAAAGCACUGUGAUGCAAUGACUGUUGCAAAAUGUUUGGUAGGCCAUUAUUUCCCUAUUUAUGGCAUACCUCAUAUUAUAAGAUCAGACAAUGGGACUCAUUUUGUAAAUCAGACCAUGUCACUUUGUUCACAAGCAUUAGGUUUUACGCUUAAGAAUCAUUGUGCUUAUCACCCUCAGAGUGCAGGCUUAGUGGAGAGAACUAACGGCACUAUUAAAACAAGGCUCAGAAAAACAAUGGAAGAGACAAAAAGGCCGUGGCCAGAAUGUUUGUCUCUAGUAAAAUUGUGGAUGAGAAUAACUCCCAUUCCUGCAGGAUUAACACCUUUUGAGAUAGUGUACGGAAGGCCGUUUCCCCUAGCAACCGAAAUGAGUGAUAUAGGGAAAGCGGACAGAGAAAAUACGUUGGCUAAUUGGAUGCGAAAGUUGCUAUCAUCACAACAAAAACAUAGCCCCAGUAGUCUGCCAGUAAAUUCUGUUUCUAACCAACAGGAUAACUUGCAGCCAGGGGAUUGGAUCCUGGUCAAGGUCCUGUUGCGGAAGGAGUGGAGCACACCCCGGUGGGACCGUCCUUAUCAAGUCCUCCUCACAACACCAACAGCUGUGAAAAUAGCAGAACGACCUUCCUGGAUACACAAAAGUCACUGUAAACCCAUCAAGCCCUUAUCAGAGGCCUCAGCGACAGAGUAG
Brienomyrus brachyistius is the source of this 2143-nucleotide messenger RNA. RefSeq lists its product as uncharacterized. The record is from RefSeq and is a predicted model, not a curated record. Gene Ontology annotation, molecular function: nucleic acid binding. The transcript has a single exon. NCBI's taxonomy places the organism in Eukaryota, Metazoa, Chordata, Actinopteri, Osteoglossiformes, Mormyridae. The coding region runs from base 1199 to 2143 and encodes 314 amino acids. Gene Ontology annotation, biological process: DNA integration.